Molecule: messenger RNA, 1227 nt
Organism: Drosophila takahashii
Lineage: Eukaryota; Metazoa; Arthropoda; Insecta; Diptera; Drosophilidae
Product: SAP domain-containing ribonucleoprotein
Biological process (GO): poly(A)+ mRNA export from nucleus
Cellular component (GO): nucleus
Source: RefSeq, a predicted model, not a curated record
GAUGGUUUUGUUUUGCGAUUGCCCAUCACUAACGGUACAGGGUGUUCACAACAUUUGAGUAAAAAUUUGUUUGGAUUUUAAGUUAAAUUUGUUAAAAAAAAACUAUAAAAACUACGAAAAUGCCCGAGAGCGAUGUGACAAAAAUGAAGGUGGCGGACUUGAAGCGGGAGCUGAAACUACGCGGUCUCACGGUGAACGGCAAUAAGACGGAGCUCCAGGACCGCUUGGCGACCGCCCUGUUGGAGGGGGACAUUUCUCUGGAGGACUCGGCCAUAGCAGAUGCCAUCGACGACGACGACGUGUCCCUGACGGACGAGGAUGAGCACAAGCUGCUGGGCGACGAGAACGACGACGAGCUCCUGAAGAGUCCGGUUAGCACGCCCACAACUGUGGCCAUUCCCGAGUUGCUGGCUGAGGCGGCAGCGGGUGCUGUGCCUGCUGGGCCGGCCAAGAAAAUAGUCCUCAAGCGAAAUAAUUCCCAGCAGUCGACGGGUACGGCGGCCAGCACGGGGACAACGCCGUCCAAGGAGAACGAGGCACCGACUACAACCGCUGGCGAGGCCACAGAGGAGACUCCCACCAAGAAGCACAAACCCAUUGUGGUGGGUCCGAAAACUGAAGGCGAGAAGGCAUCCGGCGACAAGAAACUCACCCAGUUGACCGCCCAAGAGCGACUGGAACUGCGGGCCAAGAAGUUUGGCAUCACGCCAGUUGCAUCCCCGGCUGUGUCCACCGCAGCAUCCACGGUUGCUGCAGCCAUCAACAAAUCCUCGAGCGCCUCCAUUACGGCCAACAAGGGCAACAAGGAGACGGAGGAACAGCAGAAGGAGGCUCUCAAGAGGCGCGCCGAACGUUUCGGAUGCGUGGUGCCCGAAAAGGCAACUAAAGCCGGCGGAGAUGAUCGCCUGCAAAAGCGGAAGGAGCGAUUUGGAGCAGAAGCAGCCGCAGCAGCAGCCACGGAAGCCACCUCGACGGGCGCCACAACGGAAUCGAAGGACAAAUGGUCGGAGAAGGCACGUGCUCGCUUGGAAAGAUUCAAAACAGCUCCGGCCGCAGAGGCUUCCAAAUAGGGCCACAAAAACUAACCACUUGCGCAGGCAGAUACAAUUGUAAAUCCCUUCCGACGCAGGAAGUCUAUGCAUUCAUAUAUCGAACCCCAAAGCCACCAAUGCUUGUAGCGAUUAAGGAAAAUUUCAAUAAAAGUACAUCCUAUCAUGACCAUACAAA